AUGGCGGCGGCUGAGGACAGUACCGCCGAGGCGGACUCAGUAGACCGGGAGCCUCAGGAAUCAGCGCCAACUUUGGCAAGCCAGUGGCGACGAGUAGAAAACUGUGAGGAAGGUCGAGAGCGGCCUCUGCGUCCUGGAGAGAGCUGGUUCCUUGUAGAGCAGCACUGGUAUAAACAGUGGGAAAUGUAUGUGCAAGGAGGGAACCAGGACUCUAGCACCUUCCCAGGCUGCAUCAACAAUGCUGAACUCUUUGAAGAUCAGGUGAACUGGCGCCUUAAAGAGUGGCUGGUGGAAGGUGAGGACUAUGUGCUUCUCCCAGAGGCUGCUUGGCACCAGCUAGUGAGUUGGUAUGGUCUGAAGCAUGAUCAACCACCUAUUGAACGCAAGGUCGUGGAGCUUGCCAGCAUGCGAAAGGUUGAGGUUUACCCAUUAGAGCUUCUUCUUGUCCAUCACAGUGACAUGAACACACUUCAUGAAGCUCAGUUUAGCCACACAGACACUGUUGACCUUGUAUUGCGCACAGCUCGGGAGCAGUUUCUUGUGGACCCUGAGGAAGAGACGCGACUGUGGAUCAAGAACUCGGAUGGCUCUUUUGAACAUUUGCACAAUACACAUGACACUGUGCUUGACAUCUGCCUCAGGCCUAGGCAGGUAGUGAUCAUGGAGACCCGAGACAAAGAUGGCACUUGGCCUAGUGAAAAGCUGCACUGCAUGAGGAGCAUUUUGGAGGAUGAUGAGGACUUUGAGGGCCAGCCAGGUGUCUGUGGCCUCACCAAUCUGGGCAACACAUGCUUCAUGAAUUCGGCCCUGCAGUGCCUCAGCAAUGUACCACAGCUCACUGAGUACUUCCUCAACAACCGGUACCUGGAGGAGCUCAACUUCUGCAACCCUCUGGGCAUGAAAGGUGAGAUCGCACAGGCCUAUGCAGACCUGGUGAAGCAGGCAUGGUCAGGCCACCACCGCUCCAUCGUACCCCACAUAUUCAAGUCCAAGGUUGGACAUUUUGCAUCCCAGUUUCUGGGAUACCAGCAACAUGAUUUACAGGAGUUCCUAUCUUUUCUCCUGGAUGGGCUGCAUGAGGACCUCAAUCGGGUCAAGAAGAAGGAAUAUGUGGAACUAUGUGAUGCCUCUGGGCGGUCAGAUCAGGAGGCUGCUCAGGAGGCCUGGCAAAACCACAAACGGUGGAAUGAUUCAGUGAUUGUGGACACUUUCCAUGGCCUCUUCAAGUCCACACUGGUGUGCCCUGAUUGUGGCAAUGUGUCCGUGACCUUUGAUCCCUUCUGCUACCUCAGUGUCCCACUGCCUGUCAGCCAUGACAGGAUCCUGGAGGUCUUCUUUGUAUCCAUGGAUCCGAAGCUCAGACCAGAGCAGCACCAGCUUGCGGUUCCCAAGAAAGGCAAAAUCUUUGAUCUGUGUGUGGCUCUCUCCGAACACAUAGGUGUCUCUCCAGGCAGGAUGAUGGUAGCCAAUGUUUUCCGUCACCGUUUUUACAAAAUUUACCAGGUAGAGGAAUCUCUGAGUGGCAUCCUAGACCGAGAUGAUAUCUUCAUAUACGAGGUGUCAGAUAGGCCUGGGAAAAGUGAGGGCACGGAAGAGGACAUUGUACUUCCUGUCUACCUGCGGGAACGCACUCCAGCCCAGGACUAUGAUGACUCUUACCAUGGCCUAAUGCUCUUUGGGUAUCCACUCCUGGUGUCAGUGCCCCGGGACCAACUCACCUGGGAUAGCUUGUAUCACAUUCUACUGCAUCGGCUCUCACGCUAUGUGACGAGGCCCAACUCAGAUGAUGAGGACAGUGGAGAUGAGAAAGAUACAGAAGAGAAAGACAAUAUCUCUAAGGCAGGGAAGACAGCAGGGGACAGUCCCCAGGACCCUGAUCCGGAACAUACCAGGGCCAGGUCUAGAGUCUGGGGUGGGAGGCAGGCCCCCUCAGGCAGCUCCCCUGGCCCAUCUCGACCACCACGCAAGCUGCUGUUCACCCUGCAGACAGUGAAUUCCAAUGGCACCAGUGACUGUUCAGCCAUCAGUGAGGAUGGCCAGAGAGUCUCCUUCAGCUCCCAGCCAUACAUUGCCAUUGACUGGGAGCCAGAGAUGAAGAAGCGUUACUAUGAUGAGGUGGAGGCUGAGGACUUUGUGAAGCAUGACUGCAUAGGAUAUGUUCUGAAGAAAUCUCCGGUGUGGUUGCAGGAGUGUAUUGAACUCUUCACUACUGUGGAGACUCUGGAGGAAGAAAACCUAUGGUACUGCCCCACUUGCAAGCAACACCAGCUGGCCACAAAGAAGCUGGACCUGUGGAUGCUGCCUGAAACUCUCAUUAUUCACCUGAAGCGCUUUUCCUACACCAUGUUCUCCUGCAAGAAACUGGAGACCCUUGUGGAGUUCCCUAUUCGAGACCUGGAUUUUUCUGAGUUUGUCAUCAAACCACAGAGUGAGUCGGAUCCGGUGCUGUACAAAUACGAUCUGAUUGCAGUAUCAAACCAUUAUGGUGGCUUGCGUGAUGGACACUACACAACAUUUGCCCGCAACAAAGACAGUGGACAGUGGCAUUACUUUGAUGACAACAGUGUUUCACCUGCGGCUGAGAGCCAGAUGAAGUCAAAAGCAGCUUAUGUUCUCUUCUAUCAACGCCAAGACACAGCACAGUGCUUCUCAUCUCCUCCUGCACCUGGCCCCAAAGCAUCACCCGCCCAGGGGUUCCUGUCAUGUUCUGAGUCAGUGGAUGUGGACUAA
Messenger RNA from Lemur catta (Ring-tailed lemur), 2730 nucleotides. RefSeq names its product ubiquitin carboxyl-terminal hydrolase 11-like. The coding region runs from base 1 to 2730 and encodes 909 amino acids. Gene Ontology annotation, biological process: protein deubiquitination. Gene Ontology annotation, molecular function: cysteine-type deubiquitinase activity. NCBI's taxonomy places the organism in Eukaryota, Metazoa, Chordata, Mammalia, Primates, Lemuridae. The transcript has 21 exons. The record is from RefSeq and is a predicted model, not a curated record.